AUGAAAUUUGUCAAGAUUUUUGGACUUUUUGCUGCUUUCAACGCUGAAGAGGAGUCAAACUUCUUCCCAGCUCGAGAAACACGAGGCUGGACCCUUAAUUCCAUUGGCAACAAUCGGGGAUUAAAUGGCGUUCUCCGACGAAUGGUCGAUUACAAGAUGAUGCACAAAAGAAGCCCUCGACUUGACUUUGGAAUUCCCGAAUUUGACUAUUGA
Messenger RNA from Oikopleura dioica, 213 nucleotides. Lineage: Eukaryota; Metazoa; Chordata; Appendicularia; Copelata; Oikopleuridae. The record is from the annotation of a GenBank genome assembly.